AUGGCGACCCUUCUGAAGAGUGAGGCUGCGUUCGAUGAGCGAGCUCGUGAGUGUGGGCUACCGGAUGAGGAGCUGGGGCGGCUGAAGACUGCGGGGAUCAAGACGAUCUCGCUCCUAGCUUUCUCGACCAGUGCUCCAGGUGUUCAGCCUUCUGAGGAACAACUGAGGUCCCUUCUCCGACCGCUGGCACCUGAGUCGGUGAGUGUUGGAGUUGUGGCAGCAAUCCGACACUUGAUGUUUGAAUGUCAGACGCUUUGCUUGGCUCACGUCAAAGCUUCAGUUGAAGGAAAUGAAAAAAGGAUCGAAUUGGCACCAGCUGAGAGGACCACUCGGAUACUCCAGCAGAAGGCCAAAAUGAAGGGUCUUACCUUGGUUGGGCAGCUCGAGUGCUCGUAUGCUUCUUACGACUAUGUGGGGGCGAUGAUCGAGAAGGAUAGCCCUAUGUACUUGGAACCGCACCGGUUCGACUCGAGAGCAGCUGAGGUGGCGCGUGAGCGCCCUGGCAAAGAGCUCAUUUUGGACCACAACCGCAUUUCUGUGCGUGACAAGGCAGAUAAAUACAAGUGCGCGAUACAAGAUCCAUUGGCACUGUCGCAAGCCCUGCAGCGACGGGCCCUUGCUUCCGAUCUCAUGGGGGCAUGCACUUACGAGGCGAUGCAUGCCUGGCACUCCUUUCUUUUAGACAGGAUGCAGCAGCAGGCUCCGCCGGGCUGGUCACGCCCAUCGAUUGAACAGGUGCUCAGAACCGACAGGGCUGGUUGGGUACGCAUGUCGGAACAGGUGAAGUCACUUCGGAGAGAUUCGUCGGGCAAUUUGCCCCUCGAUGAUGCCCUAGGGAAGUUGACGAGCGACCCUCAUGUGUUGUUCCAUCUCUUACCCCUCAAGAGCUCUGAGGUUAAGCCCGAUAAGCCGGAUAAGCCACCAAAACUUCCACAUGGUGAUCCGGAUAAGAAGAGAAAGCCGAACAGUCCCAACAAGCAAGAUUCUGGCAACAAGGUCCAGAAAGCAGAGCUUCCGGACGAGCUUAAGAACAUUACUGGAUUGCGGAUGGCAACCGAGGCAGGUGAAAAGUUCUGCUGGCCCUUCAAUUGCAAGAAAGGCUGCAAGUUCGCAAAGGCUGGCAAAUCCUGCCGUCAACCUGUUGUGGUUCCGCCCGCUGCGCCGAUGACAAGUGCAGCCAAGCGUGUGAAGGUCUGUCAGACCGGUGAGGCUUUGGAAGCUUCACUUGACUCUGCAUGCGACCCUAAUCCCUUUCCCGCCGGUGCCCUGCAUUCGAACCAGCAGGAUGCCCUAAUUAGUCAUAACCACUGUGCCAAACGAUUGACUUGCAAGUUCAUGGAUUCAGUUUUGCCUCUUGAACCGGCUUCGUCACCUCCGGCUGAGACCAUUCACCCUGCCGAGGUGUAUGCUGGUCAGAUUCUGAAGCUAGCACGAGCGCCCGCCCGCAGUGAGGUGUUGCACCUGUUCAACCUCCUUCCGAAGGAUAAACCCGCUCGUGGUGAGGGUACGGGAUGCGCUUUCGCUUGUGGCAUGUAUUGUCAGGGACCCUUGCUGGGCCUCCGGGCCAAUACCAAACGUUUUCCCUUGGCGUGCUCUGUGCUAGCUAGUUUUGUGAAGGCAAUCUCUCCUGAUUUUCAAUUUUCCACAAUCAACAUUUUCUUCAAUGUCAAGACGAGUCCGCACGUUGAUGCAAACAACGCUCCCAUGCCAAAUCUUGUUGCGGGCCUAAGCAAUUUUCAGGAUGGGCAAGUCUUAGUUGAAAGCUCAGGAGGCCCACGUGUGAUUGAAACCUCUUCGGGCAAGCUUCCCGCUGUUGCGCUGGAGGUGGCUAACACGCAUUCCAUCUUCGAUGCUUAUCGCCUUCGACAUGCCACUGCUGCUUGGCAGGGUGAUCGUGUCGUCCUUGUUGCCUUUUCGGUGCGCAAUGCCUGCAUGUUGAGCCCAUGUGAUCUGUCAACUCUACAGGAGCAGGGUUUUGCUCCCAAUCUGGAUGCUGUCUGCUCAACUGAUACUCCACCUGUUGUGGUGCCGCCAAUCAGCAGCAAGUGCCUACCUGCUGGUGCAGAACAGAGACUUCAGGGUCAUAGCCUUCAGUCGAUGCUGUUCCUUCAGAUCUUCUGUGGUGCGGGUCACCUGGCCGCUGCGGUUAAACGUAAAGGAAUUGGACAGUGCCUUGGCAUCGCCUCCCGUGUCACUGGUGCCACUCGGUGUCCUGUUCUCCCGCUUGACCUUAAAAAUGAAGAACAGCAUGAGCUCCUGUGGGAUGUUCUCAAUCGCGGCAACGUUUGUGGUGUGCACAUCUCGCCGCCUGCGAGUGAUGCACAACUUUGUGAGCUGUCGGCCCGGAUCCUGAAGUGGUGCCACGGCCGUGGCAUUCUCGUAUCAGUUGAAAACCCGGCUGCAAGCUCCGCGUGGCAAGGCCCCCUUGGCAAAACCUGCCUCGCCUUAGGCCUCCUCAAGACCUCAUUGCACCAGUGCAUGUUCGGGGAUCCUUGUGCUAAGCACUCAACUUUCUUCCACAACUACCCUGAACUUCGUAGGUUAGGAAUUGCUUGUGAUGAUUCGCACUCUCAUGCUCCCUGGCAGUCGGGUGCCUUGCACGUGUACCCACCUGACCUAUGCGAUGGAUUUGCUAGAGCAUUGCUUGAGCGCCUCAAAGCCUUUGGGUGUGCGCCAUCCACUGUGACUGAUGUGUCCAUGCACCGUGCUGCUCAGGUUGCUGCUGCCAAGCAGCCGAAAGGAAAACGCAUCCCGCCGAUUGUGCCGCCUGUUGCUGGCACUGUUGUGCUUCGAGGACCCGGUGCUGUCAUGCCACCCACUGGUGUCUUAAAGUCCUUUACGCCAUUGUCUUCAGAGCUUGUCGUCCUGCCGCCCAUGCAUGGCCUGCCUGCUGGAAGCAAGUGCCUUCGGUCAGUGCUCUUCGGGGGUGGGGCUGACCUUCCUUCGAUUCGGGAAAUGACUUUCUCCGUGCCAAAGUCUUGUGAAGAUUUUGUGCAGCAAGCAUGCUUCGCUGAGCAUCCCAAGCACCUUUACAGUGGCAUCCCUGAUGUACUUGCGAAGUGUGUCAGCAAAUGUGCUUCAGAAAGUUACGAGAGUCUUGGUCGGGAAAGGACUGCUUCACUUCGGCGCUGGGUGGCUAGGGCAGGGCAAAAGAGUUGUCCGAGCAAGUUGAUCCAGAUCCUCCUGUGGGUCACUGCGCGGAGGUCUUAA
This is a messenger RNA of Symbiodinium sp. CCMP2592, 3210 nucleotides long. Lineage: Eukaryota; Dinophyceae; Suessiales; Symbiodiniaceae. The record is from the annotation of a GenBank genome assembly.